CUGCCUUUUUGCUGUCCCUUGCCAUAUAUUUACGUCACUUUGAAUUAUGUAUAGACCACCGCCCGGUCAAUUUUCCCCUACACCGCUUGGUGGUGCACAAACGCCUGGAGCUUCACCCAUGGCAGCAUCUUGGCAAAGACCAUCAGCUUCUCCGGCAGGUUCGGAUGCGACGGCUUCUCCAGGAAAGGGUGUUUGGAGAGAACAUCAAACUCCUGAAGGUCGAAAAUAUUGGUUCAACACGAUGACAAGGCAGAGUACGUGGCAAAAACCAGAGGAGCUUAUGACUGCAGAAGAGAAAGCGUUGUUAAGUUGCCCUUGGAAGGAGUAUACCACGCCCGACGGUAAAAAGUACUACAGUAACUCGCAAACAAAGGAAACCGUUUGGGAAAUGCCCGCAGAGUAUAAAGAACACUUGGAGAAAGCACAACAAGCUCAGGAACGAGCCGUGGUUCAGCCACCUCCGCAACCAACACCCCCAGUUCCGUCCAAGCCUGAAGUAGAAAAACCUCGUCAUGUAAGAAAUCAUCCGCCACCAAGCGUGACCCUACUUGCGCAGGAACCUGCUGUGGAGUUCGCUACUAAAGAAGAAGCAGAAAAAGCAUUCAUAAAGAUGCUGAAGGAAACGGGCGUGAAAUCAGACUGGACAUGGGACCAAACCAUGCGAGCAAUCAUCACCAAUCCAAUGUACCGUAGUUUGAAGACAUUGCACGAGAGAAAAGCCGCUUUCAACUCUUAUAUUGACAGAGAAGCCAAACGCGAAAGAGAAUUACGUGAAGAAAAAGAAACAAAACAGCGAGUGACGUUUUUCCACAUGCUCGAGAAUACCAAAGAAAUCAAGCCAUAUUCACGAUAUCGAAGCAUCGCUAGAAUGCUUGCCAACAAUCCUGCAUUUACGCAGGUCAAGUCUGAGAAACAACGACGACUAUACAUUGACGAAUACGUGCACGGGUUACAGCGUCGAGAAAAGGACCGAUUACGUGAAUUACGCAAAAGCAGCAUGGAACGUUUUGCCAAACUAUUGAAAGAUAUGCCUGAAAUCACUUUCUUGACGCCGUGGAAGGAAGCACAAAAACUGUAUAUGGAACGGCCUGAAUUUCAAGAUUCGAAAACAUUUGAAGGCAUGGAUCAAUUGGAUUUCUUAUCUGUCUAUGAGGAACACAAUCGAUCAUUAUGGGAGGCACCCAUGGCAGAGCAGAAUAGAAAGAACUGCGAAUUACGACGAAGAGAUCGCAAAUGCAGAGACCAAUUCAAGGCGUUAUUGCAGGAAUUGCUACAAAAGAAUCUGAUCAAUUCUCAGUCAAUGUGGAAAGAAGUCUAUCCACAUCUGAAGGAUGAUUCUCGAUACCUGGAUUUGCUUGGAUUACCCGAAUCGACGCCUUUGGAUCUUUUUUGGGACUUGCUGGAUGAAUUGGAUGAACAACUGUAUCAGCAUAAGAAAAUCAUUUAUGAUGCACUCAAGCAAGCUGGUUUUGACGUCGACGUGGACACUACCUACGAUGCUUAUCGACAGGUGUUAGCCAACAGUAAAAGGAUCACAGAGUAUAAUGUUACCGAUGAAAAUAUGAAGAUCAUCUUUGAACAUCUACAAAACAAAGCAGCUCAUCGACAAAAAGAAUUACGUCGAAAGCAAGAGAAAAAGAUGCGAAAAAGAAUGGAUGCUUUACGCUACGCUAUGAAGCAUUUAGAAACUGCCAUCAAUGUUGAAGACACAUGGGAAUCUGUACGUCCGCGACUGGAACAGCUGCCCGAAUUUCAGGACAUUGAAGAAGAACAGUAUCGCAUUGAAGCAUUCGACAAGUACAUCAAACGUCUUAAAGAGAAGCAGAACGAGCAAGACGAUGAGGACGAAGAAGGCAUGAUAAAGGAAGAGGAUGAAAUAUACGAUAGACGUCAUCGAUCACGUAGUCGUGGAGGUCAUAGACACAGCAGACACGGUGGACGACGAGAUUCCGAUGUCAGUGACCAUGGAGACAGUGAUGAAGAACGGUCUUUUAGAAAGAGAAGAAAGAAGGAUCUUUUCCGCGAGACCCCUUUGGAUCAGCCCAUCCAUGUGGAUCAAAAUAAUAUCGAAGAAGGUGAAGCAUUAGACGAAUAUGUGAAAGAUCCACGCAGACAAUUGUAACUAUCAAGUACGAAAGUCGAUAAUGUAUUCAAUAAAGAGCAUUAACAAUAACACUGUUCGAUGGAUCGUUUCAAGCCCUUGAGGCGAAUAUGUUGUUGAGGGAUGAAGAGAG
Radiomyces spectabilis is the source of this 2234-nucleotide messenger RNA. RefSeq lists its product as uncharacterized. Gene Ontology annotation, cellular component: U1 snRNP; U2-type prespliceosome. The record is from RefSeq and is a predicted model, not a curated record. The transcript has 12 exons. The coding region runs from base 47 to 2122 and encodes 691 amino acids. Lineage: Eukaryota; Fungi; Mucoromycota; Mucoromycetes; Mucorales; Radiomycetaceae. Gene Ontology annotation, molecular function: RNA binding; protein binding. Gene Ontology annotation, biological process: mRNA cis splicing, via spliceosome.